Messenger RNA from Naegleria lovaniensis, 756 nucleotides. RefSeq lists its product as uncharacterized. NCBI's taxonomy places the organism in Eukaryota, Heterolobosea, Eutetramitea, Acrasida, Naegleriidae. Bases 1 to 756 code for a protein of 251 amino acids. The transcript has a single exon. The record is from RefSeq and is a predicted model, not a curated record.
AUGAGUAAAGGUAAAACUGAUGGUUUAGGUACCUUCGGAAUGAGAUGGAAGGAGACAGACCCUUCAUUGAUAGUAAAUAAUGAUAGAAUUUGGAGGAAUGCAAUCAAGACAGAGAAUGCCAUUCGGAACUCUUGGACAGCGAAUUUUGAUUUCUUGGUGGAUGAAAAUCGUUUGAGGCUUGAGAAAAUGGCCAAUGAGCUAACCAAUGAAAAAUUGCAAAAACAAAAUUAUAACUACAGCAGUACAGAUCAGUUGACAGUAGCAACAGUCAGAAGGGCCAUCAAUUCGGAUGAAAUACUUCCCAAACCACCGCAUUUGGAAAACAAAAAACCAGGUACUCCAAAGAAAUCAAAAAUGGAGAGCUACUAUCAAUACACUCUUCCGCCUCAAAAACUCAACCCUUCUGAAUUGGACCCUCUGGACAUCAAGAAAAACAUUUCGAAACUUGAAGAGACUGAAAAACUUUGCUAUUCUCUUACACCCACUACAACAAUCCACUCGGCGGAUCUUUACAACAAGAAGGAAUUAAAACCAAGCUCGAAAGAUCAAAAAAAGCACAGGCGGUCAGACCGUGAGGGUGCAACCAAAGAUGAUUUCGAUGCAUCUUUCAAGACAAUGUUGUCUCGUAAAAACGAAGGAAGGGCGAAGGAGGACCUGUCUCUUCUUUCCAAUAGCGAAUAUGGAUCUCUGCCCACUUUGGAAACCUUUGGUAAUCAUUACACCAAGUAUGGGCGAAAAAAGUUUGUCCUUAAUUAA